CCGCCCUUCCCCCCUUGGUCCUGCCUUUUACCGGGCGGCCUCACUCAAGAUGGCGGCAGCGUCUGGUCCUUACGUUACCAAGCGCGGAGGCUGCUGGGAACAAUAACAACACCGCUUCCGUGAUGGCUGCCGUCGGGGCUCCUGGUGUCGUGGCACUGGAGCGGAUCGUGGGGGCCCUGAAGAUGCUGCUAAGCCCCGGAGGAUCAGAUUCCAGUUCACUACAGAACACCAAACAUGAUGUUCUGUUGGAUACUUUAAAAUCUAACUUGUCAGCUUUGGAUGAAAAAUUUAAGAAGGAUCCUGAGUGGAAGGAGCUGAAGAACCUGCAAGAUGUAAUUGCCUCUGGGGCAGAAUGGCUGCAGAACUCUAUGGAUGUUACCUGGAGUUUUACUUCUCAACUUUUAGUGUUACUAUUGUGUCUAAAACAAAGCAUGAUUCUGCUAGCAGCCAAUUUCCAACCAUCUGAGCCAAAUCCUAGAACUGCAGAAGCGGCCCCUGUCCUAAGUCCUGAUACACUUAGUAUAUCUCAGCAGAAAACUGUUCAAUCAGCUUUGCAAUUUGUGGUUACCCUAGGGAUCUGUCCCUUUCUUUUGCCUGGUGUUGGAAUCCCUCUGCGACGUCGGACAGAAUUUGGUGCAGUUAUUCAAGACAUUGUCUCUUUUUCUGCUGCUCCCAGUGCAGUUCACAGACUGUACACAAGCUGCAUCGUACUGCUGGAUGUUGCAAAACAUGUGUCCCUGGGCAGCCUGAUUCUCAGUCAUCACCUUGGAGACAUUGCAGCAGGGCUGUGCCAGCUAGGAUUCUGCCCCAUGAAAAAGAAAGAUGAAUUAGCAAAACCUCUGAAAGAAGGUCUAAAGGAAGAAGAGAGGACCCAAGCCAGAAAAGCCUUGCAGAGCAUUUUAGAUCAAGUCUACCAACCCCUGGUUGUUCGGGAGUUGAUUAUCCUCCAGGGAGGACCUCAACAGACAUGCUCAGAUGUGAAAGCAGUGCCUAGUGCUCGGACCCCAGCCUGGCUUCGACGUCUUUGUGGGCAGCUGCUUUCAGAAAGAUUGAUGAGACCUCAUGGUGUUCAGGCUGUGGUCCGGGGCAUCCUGGAAGGAGCUGGUGCUGGAGCAGCUGGUGGUGCUGGUGCUGAAGCUGUUGCUGCUGACUGGAGGAAGUGUGACAUGGUGGCUAAGAUUCUGGCCUCCUGCCCCCAACAAUCCCUUUCCUUAGAAGAUUACUAUCAGCAGAUCUGCCCUCAGAUUCUAGAUUUAUUGCACAUUCGGGAUAAAUUAGUAGCCCGGCAGUUUCAGAGAGUUGCUACUACUACCUUCUUGACCAUGACAAGAGAACACCCUCAGCUGGCCAUGAAACACUUGCUUCAGCCAAUGUUAGAGCCGGUUCAUCGAUGUUCCAGUACAACAGAGCUAUCAGCCAAGCAGGAAUUACUACCAGGGACCAUUGUGGUAAAAGAGGAAGAACUUAGUUGCUGUUUGGAAGAUGUGUUUAAGGUAUUUGUGGUUGGGAACGAGCCUGGAGCAGCCUUGCUGGAGUCCUUGCGUCCAGUGCUGGGGAUUAUUUUUUCUCUCUAUUGCUUUACUCGGCAGAAUGUCUCUCCUUUAAGGUCUUUCUGCCAAGAGAUCUUGUUGUGGAUGCUGGAGAAGCUAGAGAGAAAGGCAGCUCUGGCUGCUCUGAAAGGAUUGGCAGGUCUGGAUAAGUCGAUGCCGUCUCUCCAUCCGCUGUGUGAAUUCAGAGCUGCCAGUCAAGGCAGUACGAUGGUAACCAUCAAAGAAACAACUAGUGACGAGGAUGAAGUUUUGUAUCAGAAAGUAGCCUCAGAGCAGGGCCAGAUGGAAUUUUUAGUGGACCUGCUGUCCCAGCGUCAAGAGUGUGGCCUGGCCGGGGACUUCUUUGUCUGCUGUUUAGAGGAGCUAACUCAGAUAGCGGUGGAAAAGAAAGACAAGAUCCCCCCCAGCCCCAUCUCCCCCACAAGCCUCUUGGCCCUGGAAGAAUACCAAAGUUUCCUUAUUGAAGAGCAAGAGAACAAGCUGCUUCUCUUGCAAAUGGUAGCCAUCCUGUGUGAGAGAAUGUCUGAGACUGUUUUCACCAGCAUCACCCAGGUGGUAGAAUUUGUAGCCGCAACACUGAAGCGAGCAUGUGUCAGCUUAACCCAAGAGGCAGAGAGUUCUGUGGAAGCACAGACUUUGAGUAUGUCAAUGGGACUGGUGGCUGCCAUUUUGGGAGGGGCUGUUCAGUUGAAAUCAAGUGACUUUGAUGUCCUGAAGAAGUUGGUACCUCUCUUAGAAGAGGUCUCUUGUACGUACCCAGAACCUGUCAUUCAAGAACUCGCUGCUGAUCUCCGCAUAACUAUCUGUACCCAUGGUGCCUUCUCCACUGAUGCAGUCAGUGUGGCUGCCCAAGCUACCAUGAAGAAAAAAGAGCCAAGAGGGGACAAGAUGGAGGGACAGCUUCAUUCCAAAUCUCAAAGAAGUUCUGAGACUGAUGUGGUCCAGACCCAUUCAGGCCAGCAACCCCUGUGUGGGAAAGCCAGCUACACAGAGAGCUCCUCUGCUGCACCACCCAUGCCCCCUCAGGUCCAAGAAGUCCCGAGGCAGCAGUGCCUCUUGGCCAAGAAUACUGCUUCAAACCAGAGUCCUAUAGGUACAACCCUAGAACAGUUUCAAGAGGUUCUCUUGUCAGCCUAUGACCCUGAAAUUCCAACACGGGCUGCUGCCUUGAGGACUCUUUCCUGCUGGAUAGAACAAAGAACUCCCCAGGCACUUAGGACCCAGGAGAAGCUUCUGAAGGUAUUCUUAGAGAACAUGGAGCACGAAGAUACUUUUGUGUAUUUGUCUGCAAUUCAGGGUGUUGCCCUGCUGGCAGAUGUAUAUCCUGAGGAAAUCCUUCCAUCUCUGCUGGCACAGUAUGGGAAUAGCACCAACAAGCUCCCUCCCGAGACCAGAAUGAAAGUUGGAGAAGCACUGAUGAGGAUUGUUCGAGCUCUAGGAGACAUGGUCUCCAAGUACCGAGAGCCUUUGAUUCACACCUUCCUGAGGGGAGCGAAGGAUCCCGACGGCAGCCACCGGGCCAGCAGCUUGUCCAACCUUGGGGAACUCUGCCAGAGGCUCCACUUCCUCGUGGGCCCCGUGCUUCAUGAGGUGACUUCGUGCCUGAUUGCUGUGGCGAAGACAGACCCAGAGGCCCAAGUUCGCCAAGCUGCCGUCCACGUCGUCGUGCUUCUGCUGCGAGGGCUCAGCCAGAAAGCCACCGAACUCCGAGAUCACCUGGAGGACGAGGUUCCUAGAGGAACGUUCCCUGAGGGAGGCAUCCGGAACAAGCGGGCCUCAGCCUCUGAAGCAUGAGCUUUGUGACUCCUCUUCUUGACUCAACUUUUCGUGCUGAUUCACUGAAAAACCCACUGGGGCCAUUUCCUUUUGAGAUGCUGCCGAUAUCUGUCAGACCAAGGUGUGGUUGAUGGGAUUUUAUGGGACUGUUUUAAGGGAGCUGUUUGCCCAGGAGGGAUCCUUCCCUAGCUCCCUGGCAAAGGAGAAAGAAAGGUUAGAGAAUUAUGCUGGAAUAUAUACUGCCAGGAACUUUAGAAAUCAUCAAAUUCAGCUUUACAGAAGACCAAACAGCCCCUAAAAAGUUAAAUAACAGCAGCUAAUAAUACUAGUUAAUAUUCACAUAAUGCUUUAAGGUUUGCAAAGCUCUUUUGAUCUCAUUUGUUUCUCACCAUAAGCCUAUGAACUAGGUACUGAUAUUAACCCCAUUUUAUAGAUGAAGAAAAUGAAGCCAAGAAAAGUUAAGUGACUUAGCCAGGACCACACAGCUUGCAUCUGAGGCAGUAUUCAAACUCUGGUCCUCUUGACUCCAACUCUAGUACUCUAUCCUCUGUCCUCCCUAACUGCCUAAAUGACUUGUUCAAAUUCCACAAACUGUUAUUAAGUGAUCCUCAUGUGUCGUACACAAGAGAUACAGUGACAGAAACAAGAGUCCUUGCCCUCAAGGAGCUUACAGGGAUACACUGUGUUCACACAUAUUUUGAGGUGGGGAAUCACACUUUUAUCUGGAGAAAGAAGGAGAACCUUCAUAGGUGGCAGAAGAGACUUCUGAGCUCAGAAUCACACAUCUAGUAAGUGUCUGAGGAUGAGUUUAAACAUAAACUUCCUAAUUCCAGGCCCAGUAGUCUCUCAUGCACCACCAGCUACCCUUCAUAGAGGCAUGUAUGUGUCAGUUCACAGAAGCAGACCUAACACGUUGAGUUUAGGAAACAGGUAAUAAUCUCUAAGAUUCUACCUCAUAUCCAUCAGAUUGAAGAAAUGGGCAAAAAAGGAAAAUGUCCCAUGAUGGAGAGGCUUCAGGAAAACAGGCAUAUGCAUUGUGAGUGGAGUUGCAAAUUGCUCCAUCCAUUCUAGAAAGCAGUUUUGGAAUUAUAGCCCAAAAAGUAACUAUACGUCAUAACCUUUGACUCGGCAAUAGUACUACUAGAACUGUAUCCCAAAAAGAUUUUUUUAUAUUUAUUGGCAUGCAAAACGCACUUCCAUAUUGGUCAUUGUUGUAAGAGCAAAGUCAUACAUAACCAAAACCCCAGAAUAAAACCAUAAAUACACUGAUGUGAAAGAUGACUCCAACCAUUCUUUCUCUGGAGGUGGAGAGCCUUUCCUAUCAUUAGUCUUUCAGGAUUGUCCCAGAUCAUUGCAUUGCUGAGAGUAGCUGAGUUUUCACAGAUAAUUAUCAUCCAAUAUUGCUAUUACCAUGUACAAUGUUCUCCUGGUUCUGCUUAUUUCACUCUGCAUACGUUCAUGCAGAUCUUUCCAGCUUUUUCUGAAAUCACCCUGCUUAUCAUUUCUUUUAGCAUAAUAGUAUUCCAUUACCAACAUGUGCCACAAUUUAUUCAAUCAUUCCCCAGCUGAGGGACAUACCCUUAAUUUCCAAUUCUUUGCCACCACCACAAAAAAAGCAGCUAUCAAUAUUUUUGUACAAGUAAGUCCUUAGCCUUUUUUUAUCUCUUUGUGAUACAGACCCAGUAGUGGUAUUACCAGAUCAAAAGGCAUACAGUUUUAUAGCCCUUUGGAUAUAUUUCCAAAUUGCCCUCCAAGAAUGUAUGGAUCAGUUCACAACUCCACCAGUAAUGCAUUAGCGUCCCAAUUUUGCCACAUCCCCUCCAACAUUUACCACUUUACUGCCAUAUUGGCCAAUCUGAUAGGUGUGAGAUGGUAUCUCAGUGCUGCUUUAAUUUGCAUUUCCCUAAUGAAGAGUGAUUUGGAACAUUUUUUAUAUGAUUAUUGAUGGCUUUGAUGUCUUUAUUCGACAAUUGCUCAUUUAUAUCCCCAAAGAUAUUUUUUUAAAAAGGAAAAGAACCCAUGUGUACACAAAAUAUUGAUGGCAAUUCUUUUUGUCAUGGCAAAAAACUGGAAUCUAAAGGGGUGUCCAUCAAUUAGAGAUUGAUUAAAAAUAUUAUGGUAGAUGAAUGUGAUAGAAUAAUAUUGUGCCAUGAGAAAUACUGAAAGGGAAGACUUCAAAUAAACCUAGGAAGACUUCUAUGAACUGAUACAGGAUAAAGUGAAUAGAACCAGGAGAACAAUUUACACAAAUGUCAACAAUAUUGUAGAAAUGAACAACUUUGAACAACCAAUCAAGAUUCCAGAGGACUGAUGAUAAAAGAACGUUUUCCUGACAGAAUGGACUCAGGGUAGAGAAUGAGAUGUACAUUUUGAGGCAUGGCUAUUAUAGGAAUUUGUUUUGCUUAACUUUGUAUAUGUGUUGCAAAGGCUUUGUUUUAUCUUUGUUCCCCCAGGGGAAAGAAAAUUAAUGCCAUUGAUGUUUUUUUAAAACGGUAAUAGACCUUUUGACUGAAAUGUAGAGUAUAGAAAGAAAAAUACUGUGAAAUAAGGCUGGAAAGAAAGAUGAGUGUGUGCCAAAUUGUAAAGGACUUUCAAUCUGAGAAAGAGAAGUUACCAUAUUGUUCCAAAAGCGGAAAAAAAAAAUUGAACAGGUUGACUAAAGCCAUGCUUCAGGAAUAUUACUUGGACAGCUCUAAGGAAGAUUUGGAAAGAGGAGAAAAUGGACACAGAGAAGCCAAUUAAGGGACUCCAUGUUAGGGCUCACAUUAUGGCGGACACUGUAUGAAUAGGGAAUGGGCACUGAGAGGAGGCACACUGCGGAAGCAAAAUCAGCAGGUCUUGGCAGCUCUUGUUGCGCGUGGGAGUUAAGGGAGGAAGAUAAGUCAAGGAUGACUCGGAAGUUACUAACCUGGAUGAUGGGGAGGGUGUUGAUAUACGAGAGGAAGAUUUAAUGGAGUACGUGAUGAGUUCUGUUGUGAACAUGUUGAGUUUGAGAUGCCUGUAGUCCAUCCAGGUGGAGAGUAUGGCUAGAGCGCACAAGAGAUAAAAUCAGGGCUGGCUGUGGCAGUUGUGGAAAUGAUAGUAGAAUCUAUGGAAACAGAUGAGAUCACCAAGAGAGAAAAUAUAGAGAAGAGAGCCAGGAUAAAGCCUUGGGAGGGGUGGCAUUGAUGCCUAUGGAUGAUGAACCAACAAAGAUACCAGGAGAUGAGAAGAAUCGGGAGAGAACAAGGUCAUAGUAGCCAAGGACUGUGGGGUCACAGAUUUAAAGCUAGAAGAGACCUUAAACAUCAUCUAGUCUGAAUCUUCAUUUUAUAGAUGAGGAAGCUGAUACCUGAAGAGUUGAAAUUUGUCCCAGGUCUCCCCAGUAAUCAGCAGCAAAGAUAAGGUUUGUACCCAGAUCCUCUGAGUCUGGAUACAGCUCACAAAUCCAAAAGGAAAUGAAAAAUGAUGUCAAGAGCUACAGAGAAGACAAGGAGGAUGAAGUCCAAGAAAAGCCAUAUUGGUUUAGCAAUUAAGAGUUCAUUAGGAGUAGCUGGGUGGCUGGGGUAUUAUUAUAUUAUAGGAGAGUCAGAGCUUAGAGACAGGAAAUCCUGAGUUCAAAUCUGUCCUAGUUGUGGGACCCUGGGCAAGUCACUUAACUCCCAUUGUCUAGCCCUUACCACACUUCUGCUUUGGAACCAAUACUUAGUAGAAUUCUUAGAUGAAAGGUGAUUCUUAGAUGCAAGGUAAGGGUUUGGUUUUGGUUUUUUUUAAGAGUUCAUGAGUAGUUUUUGAGAUCCAUUCAUCAUAGUGGUGCCGUCAGAAGCCAGAUUUCUAGGCACUGAGAAAUGGGAGGGAGAUGCAGAAAUGGAGGCACCAAAGUGUACACUUUUCUUUUAUUUAAGAGUUUGGUAGAAACUUCCAGAGAAAGACUUUCUGAGGUAGAUAGUGUGAAGGGCAAAGGUAGAUUCAAGAAGAGUCUGAGAUUAGUUUAUGAGAUUAGCUGGGAGGGGGGGGGCUAUAUCUCUUCCCCCAAAGUCUGAUAUCUGAAGAACAACUGUUGCUUCUGAGCCUGAGAUCUGACUCGCUGUGGUAGUUCCUGGAUUCUUUUAUGAAAUGUGGAGACAGAGCCAGGAGGCAGAAUGCAAAGCUGUGUAUUGCUGCCCUCGAGCCUUUGGGGCAACGCUGUUUGUGGGUUUAGAGCCAGCCAGCACGCUGGCUGAGUUAGGCCAGCCCUGAUCCCUCUGCCUCAUCACCAUCCCAUGGACACCGAGCAGAUGUCUUCCUCUUCCCUCCUGCCCCUUCUCAGCAUCUCCUGCCUAUGGGGGUUUCACCCCAUGGGGGCUCCCUCACUCAGUGGGAUUCCCCCCCUGCCUCUGGGGGCGAGGGCACAGACAUCUGGCUGCCUCUGAAAGGCAAGGGUGUCAUCCCGAGGAACAAAAGGAUUUGGGAAGGAGAGAACUUUCACCUGGGGGAAGUGGAGGCUCCCUGACCCCGGAGUUGCCCAAGCCCACAGAAGGGAGCAUAAUCUUGAUCUCAUUAACGGGCAGGUUGCCAACAGUUCCUAUGGGGUAGAGUGGGCACAGAGGAACUCUAAUGUCUGGGCUCAUUAGUCCAUAGAUGUUUCAAGACAUAAGACUGAGUGCCCAGACCUUAGGGGGCAGAAGGAGAGAGACAGAAUGAACAAACUGCCCCCCUUAAUGAAGUUUUGAGCUAUGUGAGACCUUAGUGCCUUUGCCAAAGCCACAGUAGCAAAAGCCCCCUGCCUGCUUUUCCAAUUGACUUCCCAUCUGGUCCCUAUCUAAAGUUAUGAGCUGUGCGAACUUCAUCAAGGAAAGGAAACGGGAAGGGAUGACUGAAGGACCCUCUUCCUGGUGCCUCCUUGAGGGCAGGUGUGUUAAAUCUCCUAAUCGCAGGUAUGUUUACCAUCAGGGCACUUUAAUGAGAAGCGGAGAUAACCACAAAGCUUUCAAUCUGGGAUUGGCUCUCAACUCUUCUGUUUUGCCCUUGGGAACAGCUGAAACAAAAAUGCCCCUUUGAUGAUGGAGGUUUUUCCCUAAUCGCUGGUCUCUCCUCCAUAAAGCACUGCACAAUAAUAGAGGGUUUCACUGUGUUCCAUGUUUGUCAGAUGUCUGCCAAGCACCUUUGUUGCUCUGUAGUCUUGGAAAGGAGAUGGAGGGACCAGUCAAGAAUUACAGAGAAUUUGAAGGAGCCACUCCUCAGAAAUAUAGAGACUGGUUAGGGGAGGGAGGAUAUAAAUUCCCCCGAACUACCAGCAUGUGCCAGCCUCCUCUCCUCAGGAUGGCAGGGUGCUCUCAAUUAUUCAUACAUAGAGAUUUGUGGAAAAUUUUUGUUCAGCAUCUUGUUGACCAGAUUACCUGUUCUGCUUACCUAAGUAUUUUGGGGACGCCAGUGUUUCUAUUUACUCUUAUUCCCACAUUUGGUCUGCAGCGCAACAGGAACUAGAAAGAUUUUGGAACACCUUCUCUUUCCCUUAGAUGAAGGACAAUUUAAAUAAUGGCAAGUGUAGAAAAACUGCUGUGUUUUUGUAGUAGCAAAAUAUGUGUGCCCAGCUAUCGGGAAAGCGAUGAGCAAAUCCCAGCACGUGAAUGUAUUGAGCAUGACAGGGCUCCAGACAGGGGAUAGGAGGAAUUCAGGGAGACAGGAGCGGUGCUCAGUGAAGUAAGAAGAGAGCAGGAAGACAAAGUUAUAGGGACAAAGCUUGUAGAUUCAGGAAGGGUCCUCCCUCCCUUCUCUUCAGAAGGAGGGGACUGGGCAUGUCUGACUGUUUGACAGGAUGGUUAGUUUGGGCUGGACUGAGCUUUUUUCUUUUUCUUUAUUUUUUCCUUUCUUAUUAGGGGUGGCCCUCUGCAUGGGGAAGGGGAGAGGGAUAUACUGGGGAAAUGAAACUGAUGUAAAAACAAAAGAUAGCAAUAGAAAUUCCUGGCUUAAAAAAAGGAAGAACUACUCUGGUCAAGAUAGUGCUUCAGGAUUGAAACUAUCUUGCCUUAGCAUGGAGUAAGAGUCAGACAGUUGUUGAAGGGAGAAACAGUAUAGUGGUAAGGUCAUUUACUCUAGAAUCGGAGGGCCUGAGUUCCAAUCCCUCAGCAGGCCACUUAACUUUUCUUAGCAACAGUGGUCUCAUCUGUAAAAUGAGGGGAUUAGACCAGAUGGUUUCUGAGCUUCCUUUGAGCUGAUAUUGGCUGAGGAUCUUGAAAAUGGGGCUUUUACACUUUGUUUGAUGUUAUGAACUUCCCCAAACUUCUUUAUUCAGACAGGACAGAAAUAUCUUUCAGAGAACAAUAUAAGUAAAUUAAGUUGAUCUAUUGUUUCAGACUAUCUUGGCCAUUCUCUUCCCUCUGAAAAUGUAUCACUGAGGGGAAGCUAGGUAGCACAACGGAUAGAUCACGAGGCCUGAAGUCAGGAGGACCUGGGAUCAAAUUUGGCCUCCAAAACUUACUAGUUGUGUGACCCUAUGCCAGUCACUAAACUCCAGUUGCCUAGCCCUUGGUGCUCUUCUGUCUUAGAAAUGAUACUAAGGCAGAAGGGAAGGAUUUAAAAAAAGAAAAAGAAAGUUGACUUCCCUUAGGAGCUAUGAAGAUCUUCAGAACUUGGCCCAUGCAUUUGUAGUGGCUGCCUCUCCAUGUUUUCCACCACAAUACCUUCUUUCUUUAUUAACAGUGAAAGAUAUUUCUAGUGCAUGCCUUUAUUCUGUACCCAAAUGUGAAAUAAAAUCUGAAUUGUCAUCUUUACUUUUUAAAA
Molecule: messenger RNA, 10067 nt
Organism: Monodelphis domestica (gray short-tailed opossum)
Lineage: Eukaryota; Metazoa; Chordata; Mammalia; Didelphimorphia; Didelphidae
Source: RefSeq, a predicted model, not a curated record